This is a messenger RNA of Anguilla anguilla (European eel), 5708 nucleotides long. RefSeq names its product rho GTPase-activating protein 6-like. The transcript is spliced from 13 exons. The coding region runs from base 737 to 3535 and encodes 932 amino acids. NCBI's taxonomy places the organism in Eukaryota, Metazoa, Chordata, Actinopteri, Anguilliformes, Anguillidae. Gene Ontology annotation, biological process: signal transduction. The record is from RefSeq and is a predicted model, not a curated record.
GGAUUAUUUCUACAAUAUUAAAUGCAGUGUAUGUUUGUAGGGUAGUUUAAACAUCUGGGGGAAAAUGGUGCCUGGCAGCCAGCAGUGAUUGUGUAAAUAUUUAGAAAAAGCUUCCUGAACAAAGACGUUAUAUUCACAGUAUACACAUUUAUUCCGGUUCUCUUAUUAAAUCGUGCUUUUUACAGUACGUUGCUUAAGCACAUUGUGCCAAUGAAAACUCGUUUUGGAAAGGGAGAUGUCUUUCUGAUCUAUUGAAUCAAGCUUAUUGAAAUGAUCAAUAAAAUUAUUCGGAUCUUCAGUAUCUGAACAGAGCUAGCCUUUUUUCAUACUGUAUGAAUGGGUGGGGGAGAAGAGACCGUGCAGUAACUGGACGGGAGCGUGUUAUCAAAGUUACUGCUGAAGAGGCGAAGGGGAGUGACGCGCGAGGGGCUACAGUUGUGAAACUCCUCUCACAUCCUGCCCUUCACAAUUGGGCUCGCGAGCGAGUUUACGCGCUGCAUGGCAAGGACAGGACUCUGGGAAUCCGAGGACUGCUCAGCAAGCUCUCUCCUGUUCUACUCUCAACGUUUCGUUCGGAUUCAAGAGACGUGGCGAUAGAUGGGCUGCAGUAGUGGAGGUUUAAACUCGACGCGUCAAGAAAUAUGAUCUAAUGGUUGGUUUAGUAAAGCAUUCAAGCGCUGCUCAUAUUACAACCAACUCAAUACUGAGAGACAACAAUUACUAAGGGAAAACGGAGAUGUCCGCUCAAGGGUUACUGAACAGUGUAUUCUCGUGCUCUUCUCCAUCAUCGAAAACUAUUUCCAAAAGGAGACUGCGGCAGACACGAAGUUUGGACCCAGCCAUAAUAAGAAACUAUGGGACCGACGCAGAAAGGAAACCGGAGGAGUUGGACAGCUUUAAGUCGUCGUACGAGGGUUCGAGGGAGACAGGUGGCGGUUCGUCUCUCCAAACCUCAGCUGAAUCCUUGGUUGCUUCAAAGUCGGAUUUGCGUUCUAAAGCGCCGAGUUCAAAACAAUCUAUUCCGUCCUUUUCAAGCCCGUCCACGCCACUGGAGACCUCUCCGUCCUCCAACUUUCAGUUCGACUAUGAUGUGAAGGGCGUGAAGCGGAAUACUGCCUGGGAUCUGCCGUUCCUCGCGCGUAGCCCCGCGCUCGCGCCCACGGGCAGCGCGAGCACUAUCUUUUCCCCACGAAAGUGGCUUCAGAAGAAACUGCAGCAGGACAGCUCUUACUCCUACAUCGUGUGGAAGUCCGAGGGUGACUUCACCUGGAACAGCAUGUCGGGGCGGAGCGUUCGGCUGAAGCCGGUGCCCAUCCAGAGCCUGUCGGAGCUGGAGCGGGUUCGACUGCAGGAGGUGGCCUUCAUCCGGCUGCAGCAGGACUACGACCUGGGCUGCCAGAUCACCAUCCCCAAAGAUGGACAGAAGCGGAAAAAGUCGCUGCGGAGGAAGCUGGACUCCUUAGCGAAGGAGAAAAGCAAAGACAAAGAGUUUGUCCCGCAGGCUUUCGGCCUGCCCCUGUGGCAGGUGAUCGCUAACGACCGCUCCCAUAAGCAGCGGGGGGAGGCCCAGCGAGGGGAGGCGCAGCGGGGGGAGGCGCAGCGGGGGGAGCACCGGGACCCCACCGACCUGGUGUCCUCCAUCCUGCAGUUCGCCAUCAAGAGGCCCAGCAAGGAGCUCUCCAGCAGCACCUCCUCCCUCAGCUCCACCUCCGAGACGCCCAACGAGUCCACCUCCCCCAACACUCCCGAGCCCGCCCCCCGCGCACGCAGACGGGGCGGGAUGUCCGUGGACUCCAUCACCGACCUGGACGACAGUCAGUCCCGCCUGCUGGAGGCGCUGCAGCUCUCCCUGCCGGCCGAGGCCGCCAGCAAGAAGGAGAAGCACCGCGACAAGAAGCUGAGCCUCAACCCCAUCUACCGGCAGGUGCCGCGGCUGGUGGACAGCUGCUGCCAGCACCUGGAGAAAUACGGUCUUCAGACGGUCGGGAUUUUUCGGGUAGGAAGUUCGAAGAAAAGAGUCAGGCAGCUGCGGGAGGAGUUUGACCGGGGCGUGGACGUCCCAUUGGACGAGGAGCACAGCGUCCACGACGUCGCCGCGCUGCUGAAGGAGUUCCUGCGAGACAUGCCCGACCCCUUACUGACCAAAGAGCUCUACACCGCCUUCAUCAACACUAUGAUGCUGGAUCACGAGGAGCAGCAGGCCUCCAUUCAGCUGCUCAUCUCCCUGCUGCCGCCGAGCAACAGCGACACGCUGCACCGCCUGCUGGAGUUCCUGUCCACCGUGGCCGCCCACGCCGACGACGCGCACGACAGGGACGGACAGGAGAUCACCGGGAACAAGAUGACGGCACUGAACCUGGCCACCAUAUUUGGGCCCAACCUCCUGCACAAGCAGAAGAGCUCGGACAAGGAGUUCUCUGUGCAGAGCUCGGCCAGAGCCGAGGAGAGCACCGCCAUCAUCGCCGUGGUCCAGAGGAUGAUCUCCACCUACGAGGCCCUCUUCCUGGUCCCCCCUGAGCUGCAGAACGAGGUUCUCAUGAGCCUGCUGGAGACGGACCCUGACGUGGUGGACUAUCUGCUCCGGAGGAAGGCCUCGCAGUGGUCGAGCCCGGACCUGAUGAGGCCGGAGGCCCCCUUCGCGCUGGGCGAGCGACACUCGUCCAGCGACUCCAACAAGGCGUCCAGCGGGGAGGUGUCGCCGUACGACAACAACUCGCCGGUGCUGUCGGACCGGCUGCCGCAGCCGCACCAGGGCGAGGGCAGCCCCCGGGUGGACCGGCUGUUUCGGGUCCCCGAGCAGUACACGCUGGUGGGCCACGUCAAAGGCCGGACAAAGGACAGCCCGCCCGCGCAGUGGACCGGCAAGGACCACGCGGACGAGAACACAAACAUCUGGGGGGCGUGGCACGCGACACUGAAGUCGGGACUAAAGGACCAGCUGCAUACAGGCUCCCACGGGAACGUGUCCGACUGCGGCUCCUCCAGCCCCUUGGAGGGGCUACCUGGUCACCUAGGCAACGGCAAGCAGCCAGUGCGGCGGACGCAGACCUCCUCUGGCGUGGCCGAGUGCAGGCCACACCCCCCCGUGUCCCGCGCCAGCAGCAGCCCCCAGGACGAGGCCGGGCGCCAGCCGCUCCAGCUGAGCCUGGACGAGCUGCCGUCCCGCUCCGACGGCCAAUCAGCAUCCAGCAGUUCGGAGGACCUCCCACAGCGGGCCGGCCUCUCCGUCGCCCCGCCCUACAAACCCAAGCCUGCUCAGAGGAACGACGGCAGGCCCCCCCCUCCCUACCCGGGACCCUCGCGAUCGGCCCUCUCCGCCCCCCCGCCCCCCUCCGCGCACCCGCCAAGCUCUCCUGCCCCGCCGUCUCACCGGCGCCCCCUGCAGGACAGAGAGUCCCUGCACGCCCCCGCCAGCGCUGUGGACGGGAAGGGCCCUGGCAGCCCGGAAUGGCAGGACUGGCAGCGGGAGAGGUGGCAGAUCUGGCAACUCUUAUCGUCAGAGAACACGGACACGCUGCCCGAGACGCUGGUGUGAGCCACACAGCGCCCCCUCCUGGCCAGACGCUACAGCUGCUGCUGCUGCCUACAAGUGAGCAAAUGUCCCAGUGUGUCCUUCUGUUCACUGGUUUUACAUGUCUUUUUUUUAUUUUCGUUUCAUGUAUCAAUUUUACUUUUUAUUGUAAGUGCACGCUUUUCCACAUCGUUUUCAUCUGGUGAUGUACUGAAUCGUCAUGUCCAUGACAGGCUAAUCUGUCAAUUUGACAUACCUCAACAAAAAAGAAAAACAAAAAAACACACACAAAAGAAGGUUUUUAAGGAGUUUUGGCCAUUACGUGAUUUACCUGUGACAGCACUGUUGGGUGAAUCCAGUGAUUUCUCUAUAACUUAAGUACAUACACACUGUUAUAUGCAUUUAGUGAUUACAGAACAGAUUAAUGUUUCGGAUUAAUGUAAGAACCAUAACUGUACGAAGAUUAGUCAUGUAAAUCUGGUCAAUUCACUUUGUAACAAGUGUGUGUACAAAUAGCUUAGACAGAGAAAUCAGAGAGUGUAACUCGCAUGUAAAUUACCUACUUUGUGCAAAGUGUUACCAAGAGUUAUUGUGUAUGUAAAGAAUUGUAAAGAAUUGUACUAUUUACCAUUAUUUCUACGUUAGCCACCUUAAGUGAUGUUCCAUCCUGGCUGUGUAACUGUCCGUUUUCACUGUUACUCUAAUGGGACUGCCGACGUUGUUCACUUCAAAAGUGAAAUCUGAAGCCCUGGCGAACGCUGGAGAAUUAAAUUACAAUCAGUCCGUCUCCAAGGGAUUUCACAGAGCUAAAACAACCAAAAUAUGGGCCCCCUUUUUUAACCGGCAUACAUAAAACAAUAUUAUUUUUGCCUUUUGUAAUAUGGAUGGAGACACACUGAGAUAUAUUUGUAAAUUUUAAUAUCUUUUUCCAUACGGAUCUCUGCAUACCCCACUGCUCAGACCCUGAAGAGACUGUACUAUGGGAACAAGACCAACUAUGUGCCAACGGCAUUGCCUAUAUUUAACUGUUUUUACUAUAUUUAUGUGUUUUUAACUUUUUUUUUUUUGUAUUUCAUUUUUAAAUAACUUGUCCCUAUUUUCAUAUAUUUUUGAGCAAAAAACCAUUGUUCUCUUCAAACAGCACCGCUAUGUCAGAACGCAGACUGGUCCUGAAUGUAUAUUGGUACUAUGUUUUUAUUUCAAUGGCUGCUGGGCUCUGCUUGUUUACUGCUGGAGUUGGUAGCUGUUGUUCUUUUCCUCGGUUGCAGCGGUGUGCUUCUGUUAGCCACGGUUUCUUGUUACGUUAGGUGGCCUUUUCAUUAUAUGUAAAAGGUGUUAUCGGGUGACCUAAACACGACUUCAGCGUCUGUCCGUUCAGGCAGAGGUAUCGGUGGGAAGCUUUAAACGGUGUGCUUUGUGAUUCCUGUAAACAUGAUCUAUAGGAAAAAUGUAAAAUAGAAAAAAAAAAAAAUCUGUGGUAUUAUUAAGACAUGUAUUUAUAAAUGGUAUAUUCUUUUUAUUUUGCUUGUGUUUCCCCAUGGUGUAUAAUGUUGCUUUGUGUGCUCGUGUAUGUGUUUGUGGGAUGCAUGUACUGUGUACAUGUGUAUGUUUGUGUGCGUGGGUGAGUGAGUUUGCGCACUUACAUUUGUUUUGGUGGCCAGAGAUCCAGGUCAAAUUAAUAGCUUUUCCAUGAGCGUGUAUACACUCUCAAAAUGGAUGUGUUAAUACACAACACACUCUUUGUGUAACUACUUUUGUGUUACUUUCAACACAUGUCAAAGUUACUACUUAUGUGUCACAGAUAUAACAUUUAUGUGUUACAAAAGAAGACUUUUUAACACAGACUGUGUUGAAAGUAACACAAAAUGUGUUGUCCUUAACUAGACGUGGAGGUGUGUGUUUUUUUUUUUUUUUUAAAUGACGUGCCUUGUUUUGUUUUUAAUGCAUCUGCUUUGAGAGAGUUCCGCACAGAGUUCCUCCGUUCACUGUUCAGACCAAAGCCGCAGUCUUUAAAAGACACAAGUGCAGUUUGUGUUACGUUAAAGUCCAGUUUCGUACGCGGUGUCUAUGCUUCGCGUAUUUAACACAGCCCGCAUGCUACACACUUAAUAUGCAGCUACGCACUGAGCGCACACUCAAAAAGGACGUGUUAAUAUUCAACGCGUUUUUUGUGUCGCUACUUUUGUGUUACUUUCAA